Messenger RNA from Neurospora tetrasperma FGSC 2508, 207 nucleotides. RefSeq lists its product as uncharacterized. The record is from RefSeq and is a predicted model, not a curated record. NCBI's taxonomy places the organism in Eukaryota, Fungi, Ascomycota, Sordariomycetes, Sordariales, Sordariaceae. The transcript has 2 exons. The coding region runs from base 1 to 207 and encodes 68 amino acids.
AUGGACGCGCAAGUUCGCGCCAAGGCCAGUCAAUUGAAGCUCUCGAAUCACGGUGCCGGUGCACAUUCCAGUUGGGCAGUUAUUCAAGAGCUGGACAAGUCCAAGAGGGGGAGUAGUAGCGCCGGCAUCUUCCGGGCCUGCCGUCGACGGUUGUUCGGUUCCGUGCCGGUCGACAUACCCGGCGUCGGUCGACUCUCCGUGAGAUAG